This is a messenger RNA of Bicyclus anynana (squinting bush brown), 13244 nucleotides long. It is a transcript of the gene Dpp10, whose product is annotated as dipeptidyl aminopeptidase-like protein 6. The record is from RefSeq and is a predicted model, not a curated record. Lineage: Eukaryota; Metazoa; Arthropoda; Insecta; Lepidoptera; Nymphalidae. The transcript has 19 exons. Gene Ontology annotation, molecular function: dipeptidyl-peptidase activity; serine-type peptidase activity. Bases 330 to 2960 code for a protein of 876 amino acids. Gene Ontology annotation, biological process: proteolysis.
CGCGCCUCGAGUAGGUCGGGCGAAUCGAGCGAUACAAAUGAACUGUUAAAAACCGCAUUUAUAUCGAUAUAAAUAAAAAAAACAAUCGAACAUCAAUUAAAAACAAAUUUUAUUUCGGUUUGAUGUCUUUUCGUUUAUGUACAUUUAAUGAUUGUUUACUUAUGUAAGUACUAGUGUAAGUGUAGUGUUAACUGAGUUCAAAUCGAGGUUUUGGCUAACAGGAUUAUGAACGGAACAAAUGAAGAAAGUGAAACAAAUGUCGAUCAGUGUUCUAUUGACGUGAUUGAGUAACUAAGUGCAGACGAAACCGAGUGCUGUGAUCAGUUAAGAUGGCGGAUAACGUCGCUUUUGAUGAUGAGAAGCUGGUGGUCGGGAGUCCGAACCAGCGCAAUUGGAGGGGCAUCCUUAUCGCUCUACUAGUGAUUGUUGCCGUGUUGGCCUUGAUAGUGACCUCUGUGGUGCUGCUGACUCCGCCUGAUGAAGGGCCGAGGGUCAAGGGACGGAGGCUUAAGAUACAGGACCUCCUGAACGAAGAGUUAGUGCCUGCGCGAUGGAAUGGGACGUGGAUAUCGGGUGACGAGUUCGUGUAUCGAGAUCCAUGGGGCGGAAUUAGCCUCAUGUUCGCAGUGAAUCAAACCUCAAAGACUCUCAUGCCGAAUACAACAUUUAGGGUGUUGGAGCCGGCGUCGUAUUCGCUGUCAGCAGACCGGCGGUUCCUGCUGCUGGCGCAUGCGCCGCGCAAGCUGCAUCAGUACUCGUACCUGGCGCGGUACACCGUCUACGACGUACUCACUACGGAAUCCUACCCAUUAACACCACUACCGGAUGACGUCGGCGGAGGGGUCAUAACCGAAGGGCCUUACCUCCUCUUGGCUAUGUGGACUCCCAAGGGGCAUGGCCUCAUCACGGUGAAAGACUACGACAUCUUCUACCGGCCAGCUCCUCGGUCUUCAACGGGGUACCGGGUCACAGAUACCGGAAUACCCGGUAGAGUGAACAAUGGUGUGCCGGAUUGGUUGUACGAAGUGGAAAUCCUCAAAUCUCGCUCAGCGUUAUGGAUGUCAGCGGAUGGUCACAUGGUGCUGUACGCGACCUUCAACGACAGCCUGGUGCACGAACAGAAGUACCCGUGGUAUGGAGCAGCGCUGGACACUGAUGACCCUGCCAAGACUUACCCGGAGAUCAGAAGUGUGAGGUACCCCAAACCUGGCACAAACAAUCCGACAGUGAGACUGACGGUGGCGGAUAUUGCGGAUCCUAAGCACAUCCGCACCAGACACCUAACACCGCCUAAAGCGAUACUAGAGGAGGGGGACUACUACUUUACAAGCGCACAGUGGGUGUCACUUACCGAAGUGUGUGUUGUAUGGCUCACGCGUGUACAGAAUUUGUCCGUCGUGUCCGUGUGUAAGAGCCCUAUGUGGUUCUGCCAAGAGGCUUACAGAAUAUUUUCUGGGUCAGAAGGCUGGGUGGAAUCUGCCCCAGCGCCGCUGUGGUCCGCAGGCGGCGGUGCCCUGGUGACCCUCGCCCCCAUCAGGGAUGGACCCGCUGGUCUAUUCCGCCACGUGGUCAGAGCUGAGCACAAUUCGCACGGCUCCAGAGCGUUGCCACUCACACAUGGAAGCUUUGAUGUUGUCAAGUUGUUAGCCUGGGACCACGGGAACCAGCAUAUAUAUUACUUAGGAACUCCAGAAGGUAAACCAGGACAACAGCACCUGUACAGAGUGUCGUCUGAGGCGCCACGGCCCGGCACGCCACAGAAACUGCCCUACUGCGUCACCUGUAACUCGCAGCCUUCUCCGUCAAUUAAUUUAGAAUUCUACGGCAACUUAGCGUCUUCAGGUGAUAGCAACUGGGACAACGACUGGGAUGAAGAAAUACCCGCUACUAGUACGUCAGCUUCACCUAAGAAAAAGAAAAAAAAGCAGCCUGAAAAUAUACCACAGAACCUCCCGUGCCUUUACCACGAUGCCUACUUCAGCCCGUCGUCGACAUAUUUUGUGCUGGAAUGUCUGGGGCCAGGUGUGCCGACGUCCAACUUGCAUAAAAUAUCACUCCCGGAGCCGAGGUUUCUAAUGCACCUUGAAAACAACACGGCGGUUAAGGAGAAGCUGUCGGCAGUAGCUAUGCCGACGCCGCGCACGUUCUCCGUGCAACUGUCCAGUGGCAACACUGCCAGAGUGCGCCUCUUGCUGCCGCCGGGCUUGAGGGAAGAUGAGGUCACCAAGUACCCGCUAGUUAUGAAAGUGCAUGGAGCACCAGGGACCCAGCUGGUGACAGAGCAAUGGUCGUUGGACUGGGGCUCGCUAGCUGCCGGUGCUGGAGCGAUAUUAGCCUCAGUUGACGCGCGAGGCGCUGGCGGGCGAGGGUUAGCCGCCCAUCAUACAUUGCACAGAAGACUGGGGACUGUUGAGUUGGCCGACCAGUUAGAAGUUGCUGAGUACCUCCGCGACUCCCUGCACUUCAUCGACUCCCGGCGAGUGGCGGUGUGGGGGAGAGCCCACGGUGGAUUCCUGGCCGCUCUAGCGCUGGCCAGCGUUAGCCCGCCUAGCGUCUUCCACUGCGGUAUAUCCAUCACGCCUAUAGUGCGUUGGCGGUAUUAUGCAUCAGCCUACGCAGAGCGGUACAUGGGCUUCCCGAACGCGACGGGUAACUACCGGGGCUACGCUGACGCUGACGUCACCAAGCAAGUCUCCGCGCUGCACGACAAGAUGUUACUCCUGGUGCACGGCACAGCUGAUGACAACGUGCAUAUGCAACAGACCAUGGCGCUGGCGAGAGCUCUGGCUGACCAGGGGAGCACGUUUAGGUUGCAGAUCUACCCAGACGAGGACCAUAGCCUGGAGGGUGUCCGGCGUCACCUGUACCGCACCAUGUCCUCGUUCCUGGACGACUGCUUCAAGAAGCAGGUCCCGCCGGAGACGAAGGCCGGCUUACGGAAUGGUGGCAACCUCGACUGAGACUCGUGGAGGGAUGAGGAGUUGUACUCUUGGUAAUUGCAGAGAAGUAGACGCAAACAAAAAAAAAAUAUAAGACAAAAUCUGUAGUACAAUGUUUUCCAUAUCCCAUUCAAUAAUUUACUGCCAAAUGGACUGUUACACAUCAGUUACGUAUGUGAUACAUAGGUAUUAAAGAAUAAGAGAUUUUAUGCGAUUGUAACGGACUAUGAGCCUGCUAUAGACGCACAUUUUAUGAAGGCAAAAUGUUUUGUCAGCCUAUGUUAAUAAUUUAAACCUGAACGAUAAAAAUGCUUGGAAAUUACUGCACUUUAUGACUGGCUAGUAAAUAUUGUUAAAUGGUGAUAAACAAAUAAAAAAGUCAGGCUGAGUUUGUUGUGGGCUCUUCUCCAAAGCGCGCGGAACCCUCGUAACUUUAAGUUACCUUAAAUUAAUAAAUUAGUUAAUGAAUAUUUUUAUAAUAGGAUCAUAGACUGACAAAUUUACAGCCUUCAUAAAAUGAGGUAUGUGUAGCUGUUGCAGCUCUGGUUCUAUAAUGGACCUCUAGCCAUGUGGCACGUCGAUUCUCUUUCUACAAACGCUAACGGUUCGAAAACUAACAAAAUGUAUGAUAAUGACAGAUUCGAUCGACAAUUUGAUUACGUGACCUGUCGAUUAUGUCAUUCCCAUAGAUUUUUCAUUUUUAGAAGCGUUAGCGUUUGUAGAAAGAGAAUCGACGUGCCAUAUGGCUACAGGCCAUCGUCUCGACCGAAUACUAAAAAGUAAGUAAUUUGUCAAAGAUACCUUGAAAAUUCACCUGGUAUUUGACGUUUUCUCAAUAGACGCCGAAUACACGUCAAUUAAAAAGUAUCUCAAAGGAAUCUCAGAUGAUUUUUAGUAUUCAGGAGAGAAAAUAUAAAGACAUUUUUCGAACAGCGCUUUUUCUUAAAUAAACGACGUAUUCAUUACUAAUAAGAUAGAAUUUUACAUCAUAAUAAUUGUAAUACAUAAUUUCUUGUACAAAUUGAUCGUUAUCAAGUUUCUACUAAGUAAUUUCUAUCAAUUUAUUAACUUUUUAUUUUCUCGUAUCAUCUGGCACAAAUAUUAAGACGGUAAGCGCACAAGUUAAUGUGUCACCUAAAAUGCAUUGGCGAUCGACAUACCUGCUUAUUAUAUACAGGGUGCUGGGAAGUAUUCCCCAUAACUCUGGGGUUAUAUUCUUUACCGAAAAUUAAUUCAAAAAGGUAAAAGAACAUGUAUUCUAAAACUAAUAUUUUCGGAGAAAAUAAUAUUUCUUUUGUAAAUAGAUCUUAAAAUGUGUCCCUUAUACGAUAUAGAUAAAGGCGUUUGUUACAUGAAUAGUCGGAAUCUUUUAAAUUACUUUGUAUGAUAACAUAAAAAAGAAUUCGGCUCCUAUAGGUGGACUCGUCACCUUGAAGUUAUGGAAAAAACUCCCCAGCACCCUGUUUAAUGUCGUUGACAUUAGAAUCAUAUAGAUUAGGUAGGAUAUAAAAAGUAAUGAUGUUUUUUUCUAUAUUAAUCAAUGAAUAGUUAUUGUAUGCAAUAAUUUUCGCUUUAACACAAAUUAACCAUACCAAUACGAUUGUUCAGGUGAUGUAAAUAAGUUUCCAGUUACUUGUAAAAUCCUUAACAGUAUCCUUAUCAGUAUUAUAAAUGAAGAAUUUGCUUCAAGUAAAAUUCGUAUAUUUUUUUUAAUAUAGGUACUUACUUUACUAAACUAAAGUCUAAUUUAAAUUAAGUGCAUGGUGCACAUAAGAUAACCGCAAUUUAAGUUGUUCACUUACAUAAAUUAUUAUCAUAAUAAUAUGUAAGAGUACCUAGUUAGGUACUUUGCAAAAUUUCGCAGUGGCAAAUUUUGCUUAGCGGAAAACUGCAAAGUAUCUCGAGGUUCUAGAAUAUUCCUUCUUGUCACAUCAUAAUUAAUUAUAUUCAUUUAGUGAUUAAUAAAGGAAUUGAUAUAGUAGCCCUCUAAACUCGUAAUAUAGUUAAUGCGUUUUGUGAUCUUAGUUCUUAAGUUGUUGACAUAGAUAGUUUGAGAUCAUUAUGUAUAGUAUAAAUAGUACCUAGUACCCUAUUUUCAACCUAAGCUAAGGCUUAAAAUGUCAUUUAUGAGAGAUGCCGGGAUUUCAGACGGUAAGUGGAACUUAAAAGUAAGGGACCACGUCCUUGGAAGAAAGGACGUUACUUAGCUUGUUUUAGCAUUCCUAGUAUAGUUGUCAAUAAAGAAAAGGAUAUAUGAAUUCUAAAUUAAUUCGGGAAUUUUAGUUAUCCCACUACAAUUAACAACAAUAAUAGCAUACGUAUGUUAUUGCUUAACGACGAUAAUUAUAAUUGUAACUAGCGGACGCCCGCGACUUCGUCCGCGUGGAACUCGAUGUAAACUUUCAACUACUCCUACCCAACUCUACUCCUACCCUACCCUACCCCUACCCUACCCUACCUCUACCCCUAUCCUACCCCUACCUUUUCCUGAAUUUUCUUUGCUAUAAACCUCACGGAGCCCGAGACCUUUCCAACGAAUGCAAAACCGUGGAAAUCGGUUCGUGCGUUCUGGAGUUAUAGCGUCAGGAAGGAAAACCCGACUUAUUUUUAUAUAGUAGAUAACAUACAUAUGUUAUUGCUAUGUACCUCUACCUAUUAUGUCACCGUAAAAUUGUAAAUACCGUUACUUUAUAAUCUAUCUCACGAGAUUUUGAACUCCAUACAUACUACUAAGAACCGAAAGUGGCUCAGAAAUCAAUGGUUGGGUUAGGUUUGGUAUUUUUUCUUUUUUUAUUUAUGAACGUACAAAGAAAACACUAAAGAAAAUGCUUACUAUCUACCGAAUAAUAACACCUAAUUUGUAAGCAGAUAGAUUAUAAUUUAACGGUAUUUACAAUAUGACGGUGACACAAUACAUUAUUUUCUAUUUUUUUUAUUAUUUCUUACAAGUUGGCCCUUGACUACAAUCUCACCUGAUGGUAACUGAUGAUGCAAUCUAAAAUGGAUGCGGGCUAACUUGUUAGGAGUAGGAUGAACCGAAAUCCCGUUUCUACACAUACAUACCGGAACGCUAAAUCGCUUGGCGGUACGUCUUUGCCGUUUAACGGGCCACGACUGAAGUCUGCCACCACCAAGUAGUACAAUGAUUAAAAAGCGAUUGCGUAUGAUAAUAAAAAUAUGAUUAUCUCUAAACAAAGAUUGAUAGAUUAUCUUAUCCACGUGUUGAUUAACGUAUUGUGAUAGGUUAUUAAGAAACUGUUGUACCUAAUAGUUUUCGUAGUAAGUGAUUCAAAAUUAAGUACCUAGUAAAAACCCAUAAAUACUAAUAUGGAUUUAAAUAAUUAUUUUCAAAAUUAUUGUUUAUACAAUAUAUUUUUCCCCAUAAUCGCAUCAACACUAAUUGUAGGUAAAUAAAGUAAAUAUUCGGAAUCCAAAUAAUAUCUUAGUAUGGUUUGUCUGUUUGUAGAAAACAAUUGACUCUCAAAGCGCAUGUAAAUACUUACUACUUUCAACAGUAAGCUGUGAGAGUGAUUCUUUGAAAGAUGCCGAUCGUUUAAGUAACUGUCUCGAUAACUCACGUCCAUGCGAUCAAAGGCAAAAUCGCUCCUCUUUUGUUAUUCAACUCCCAAAAGUAAUAAGGAAUGAUUUAUGUGAGCAUCUGAAGCUGGUUGAGGGAAUGAUAAUCGCAUCAUAACAGUAAAAUGAAAGUGCUUAAAAAGUACGAGUGCUGACUUGUAAUGUGACGAAAACUAUGGCAAGAUUUCCUUUAACAUUUUAGUUGCACAAUCUGUAUAAUUUACUUAUAUGUAACUACCAAACUAGGUAGUUAUAUAUAAAUACCUAGCAGUGGCGAAGAGUUCAUGCAAGCCGAUUUUCGCCGGGUUACCUUUAAAAAUUUAUGCAUAUUCACUGUCGUACAUAUGACAUAUGUCUGGACAUAUGAGACCGGACCGGAAGGCAUACCUUUAUCUAAAUUUCAUCGUUCGCCACUGCUACCUAAUUAGGUAAUAUAACAUAUUAUGUAUUUAAUGUAAUUUUUUCAUAUGUUCUUACAAAAAGCGCUGUUUCAGAAAUAAAUCGGGGGCAGUGGCGGUAAAGUGUUAUUAUUACUUAUUAAUAAUGAAAAAAAAUACAUAAUUGUACAUUGUGAAAUUUAUAAAUAUUGUAGACAACAUUAGAAAAAGGACCCUUCUAAUGUAGAUAUAUCCUAGAAUCUAAGUAAAUUAUUUAGCUUUACCUUGCACUAUUCUAUUGGGGCGAAAAAAAAACAUCACAUUCAUGGAGUAAACAGAAUGUUUUGUAAAAAAAUGCAUGCAUUGUGCAUUAAAGGCAAUUCAUUAGAAACUUCCAAAACUCACAGUUCACUAUCUAACCAAAAAUUUAAUUCAAUUUUCAGAGACUAAAAACUAUUAGACGCCUAUAUUUGGUUUGGUAAACUUGCGUAAUUUGCUCCAGAAAUAUUUUAAAAAAAAUUGAGCAAUCGCCGUUUUUCUGAUAGUCAGGUACGAGUACAAUGAAAAACGUAACACGUAAUACGUUGUUAAAUGUAACUCUAUUGGAAACCAACUAAACAUUUUAUGUCAAUUAUUCCAUUAUUAAAAUUAUCAACAGCUUAACACUCAAUCAUAAUAUAAAUCACUGUAUUAGUCAUAAAUAUAAUAACUAUCAUGGUAAAAAUAAUGUACAUACUCGUAUUAUACAGGAAGAAAAUUUUUUUAGUGCGGAUAUUUUUAUAUUUUGUACAUAAACAAAAUUUAAUGAUCACGUAUUUUUUCUUUUUUUUUUUAACUCAAAAAUAACAAAAUUAUCGUUAGCUAAAGUUAUUUACUUUUGAACAGAAUUUUAGGGUCACCCUAUUGUGCGUUUAUUUUAUUUUCGUUUGAUACCUAAAGGACGUCACCAGAUCACUUUUAAGCUGAAUAUAUCUUGUUUAGUAAUAAUAUGUACAUUAUUUUGUUAUUUUAGAGACAUAAAUUAAAAAAAAAAUUACAUUAAAUGUAUCGAACUGUUUGUAGAUUUAUAUUCUAUUAAUGAUACAGAACCACGAAAAAAAAUAUCCGCACUAAAGACCGAAUCACCCUGUAUAUCGAAUUGUUGAAAAUUGCUCAUUUUCGUAAUUAAAAUUUUUGCAUGUCACGCCAUUUAAUCGCUAGGUAUUUCUAGAAUAUAAAAUUAAAACUUAGUAAAGACCAAUAGAUUUAAAAUAUUUUAAAUUCAUAUUUAAUAAAAUUUUAAAAUAAUAAUUCGAUUUGAAUUUAGUGCUUUAAUUAUUCUAGUCAUGUUCCAAUCGUGAAUUUUAAGGCGAAAAUAACUUUAAUAGCAAUAAAUAAUAGUGAAAGUACCUCUUUUAUUAAUAUAAACUGUUCUUCUGUAGUCACUAUUUUUUAACAUAAUAGAUUUCUAAAAUUUUCUGCAAAAUUUAGAAAAAAUCCCCAAGUGAAAUGCAAUAUUGUUACCUAUAACACCAAUUUACACAAUAUUUUAUAAUAUAAUAUCAUAUAUUUUUAAAAUUGUUCACCUGUUUUAUUUUUAUUAUUUAUGUCACUUUUAAUGUAAAUAAUGGUCUUUAAUCCUUAAACGCCGAAUACACCUGAUAAGAAUAAAUUCCAAUUGAAAAUCAAAUAUCCUGCCUACAAAGACACGCGGAAAUUUGCAAAAUCCAAAGUAUUUAUAAUAUACACAAUAUCGCAAUGUAUUUAUGACGUUUAAGGGAUAAGGAUCGUAAACCCAAUGAGAUGUUAUUAUAUCUAGAUACCACACUGUAUCGUUCAAUCUGUCACCUAGUUCUAAUAAUAAAAGAGUUAAAAAUAAAUUCUUUUUAAAAGUUACUUGCGUCCGUUUUUAUGCGUGAUAUGGGCUAUUACCUCCAGAAGUUUUUACAUCUCAGUAUUUAAACCAUGUUUUUUUUUAAUAUGUUUAAAUAUUGAAUAAUUUAAGAUAAAUACAAAGUGAGAAAGACCUAAGUGCCAAAGCGUCGAUGUUUCUCGUAAUGUUCUUAAUAGUGAUUAGAUUAAGUAAUAAAUAAGAUUAAUAAAAAUGAAUCGUCUUUCAUGUUAAAGUUAGAUUUUUGCGCUUAUUUAGUGCGUAGUUAUGUUACGUUUAGGGCCAACGGAGAAGUGGAGGAAGUCGGCCGUUAGAUAGCUGAAAAUAAAAAUCUUUAUUAAUUAUAUAUAAAAAGUUUUAAAUACGAUAUAUUUUUCUGCUACCACUUCUUUCUCAGUUUAAACUGUCGUUACUUGAAUUUUGAACUGCUUCAACUUGUCUUACAGCCUCUACGAACUGGCUUUUUUACUAGGAGUUAGAGUACGCGGGAUCAUUGUAUAAAAGGUAUAGUUUGAAGGAGCUAUAUGUAAGAACAGUGUCUAUGGAUUAUAUCUAAAGCCCGUGUGCAUCUUUAGAUGAGACCCUAGAAAAUUGGUCAUGUGGAAUAUUUUUUUAAUGUUGAGCUUACGACCCAUAAAGGGUCAGGGACCCCGUUGAGCUAGAAGCCCGAGGCUUAUUGCCAGUCCUGCCAACAUAUGAGUAGUUACGUCACUGAUAAAGAAUCAACCCUCUAAAAAAUCAAUCAGUAUAGAAAUAAAAAACAUAUUUUAAUAUUUUAUCAAAAAAAUGUUGCAAAACCAACUAAUUCUUAAAAUAUAAUGCUAUACAAAAUCUAACAGGUGAGUGACCGUCUUUGCCAUUUUUUUUCAUCAAGAUUAUUUACUAAAUCACGAAUAAUUUGCAAAGUUCUUUAACAAAAAAUAGUUUUGCUUUAAAUGCAUCGAUAUUUUAUACUAUUAGAUAUGUAACAUCCCUACAAAACUAGUGCACCAGUGCACUAGUGUCAUUUUUAAUAGUAUAAAAUAUCUUUGUCUAAAAAUAAUUUAAGAAUAAAAAUUCUAUAAUACCUACAUAACUAAUCUUCCUUCCUUCCUUCUAAUUUCACGUCCUUAAUAUAUUAUACUAAGCAUUGUCAAAUAUACAGAAUGCUCAGUAGUAUUUCCCAUAACUAUAAACGAAAAUAUUAAUUAAAUAUGUCCAAGGAACAAAUGAAUAUUUUCCGAGGAAAUAAUAUUUAUUUUUUUGUAAAUACGCAUCCUUAUAAUAAUGACGUAAUAACACUUAUUCAUUGAUAAAUAUCACGAAGUAGCUAAUUAGUGAAUUGCGGAGUGCCAGUUGCAACUAUGUCGUCGUCUCACAGUUUUUUUAUACAGUUCGGCUCCUACGAGUCUAUGUGGACUCGUCAAUAACUUGAAGUUAGAGGAGAUACUCCCGAGCAUCCUGUAUAUCCAGGGCCGGACCGUCCAUACGGCGAACGGAGCGGUCGCUCCAGGCGCCAAAUCCUAGGGGGCGCCGAAAUGGUAAAGACAAGAUCGAAAAGAAAUUUAUUUCCUUUCGAUCGUCUAUAUUUAAAGCGAAGAGAUGAACGCGACGUGCGCGAAUUUACUUUUAAUAGAGGCGUCUUUCUUUACCUAUGGUGCAGGGAGUGCGUUGAUUUUAACCCGGGUAUAUACAGGUAAUAGAGAGCGCUAGGUUGAUGAUUGCACCCGGGCGCUGCGUGAGCUAGAGAGUCUUUACUUAUAGUACAGGGGGUGCGUUACACCCGGAUGUCGCGAUCUCAGGGGCGUCCAAGCGCCACUCGCCGCGCGGGUUCUAUAGGUACUAGGGGGCGCUACGGUGAUGAUUGCACCCGGGCGCUACGUGAGCUAGAGUCUUUACCUGUAGCGCAUGGGGUGCGUUACACCCGGGUGCCGCGAUCUCAGGAGCGCCCAAGUGCCACUCGCCGCGCAGGUUCUAUAGGUACUAGGGGGCGCUAGGGUGAUGAUUGUACCCGGGCACUACGUGAUCGAGAGACGGUAUUUUGCCUGAUUUUCAAUUGGCCUGAGUAUGGUCAAAAUCUUCGCGUUCCAUAAGUUCGUAGCCUAAGUAAACCAGGAAACUACAAAGCUAUAAUUUUUUAGGUAAUUUAUUUUUCAACUUUAUUUAGAGCUCAAUACACUUAUUUUGUUGGCCUGGAAACAUUUCUAUACCAGCUAUUUUUGUUCUUUAAACUCUUAGAAAAUGCAUAGACCACUUUCAUAAAAAUUUUGAACUCGAUAAGUGCUUUUUCUAGAUUCGGAAAUAGUCAAAAGUCUGAUGGAGACGAGACUAGAUCAUAUGAAUAUGGUGGAAAGGUAAGAAUUCUAAAUUAUACUGAUGAAUUUCUGCUAUGCUUUUAACAAACGUUUCACACGUUUGUUAAAAGCAUAGCAGAAACUCGCAAAUUAUCCUGAUGAAACAAAACUUUUCUUCUCAAUGAUCACGGCCAUUUUUCUUUAAUUUGUCCUCUGAAACAUCGCAGUAGAUUUCACUAUUAAGCAGAGUUUAUAUUUACGCCUUUCUUUAGUAAUCCGCCGUAAUUACAUCCCGCGAAUCUCAAAAAACUAAGGCCAUUACUUUUCCAACACGCAAAACCGCUUCUGCCUUUUUGGAACAUUGGAUCCUGGUCGUGUCCACUUUUUAGACUGUACUUUUGUUUCUGGAGUUAAAGUAAUAUACUCAGGUUUUAACCAUGGUCACAAAACAUACAAAAAAGUAUCUGCCUCAAACAACUCCAAGCAGUUGCGAAAAUUCGUCAGUCGAUCGCGUAUUUGUUCAACUCAAAGAAGCCAAGGCGAUUAUGUGAUGUUUGCCUUCUGUUGAGAUGCCAAUAGUGUCAGCUAUCUUCCUAAAAGUCAAUCUAUCUAUCUAUCUAUACUAUAAUAAAAGAGUAGAAAUCGAGUGUCUAUACUUUGCCCAAGUUUAACUAAAAUCAAGUUAGGGCAAUUAGAAAUGAGCAAUUGAAUACGAAAACAUUUUUUUUAAUUUUCUUGUCUGUCUGUCUGUCUGUCUGUCUGUCUGUCUGUCCUUCUGUCUGUAUGUUCGCGCUAUUCUCUGGUUCUACUGAACGGAUUUUGAUGCGGAUUUCACAAAUAGAGUAAGCAUAGUCCAGGGCAACAGAUAGGCUUUGUUUCAUUAAGAUCGGAUAUAUAGCAAAAAACGCGAGGCCUUUGGCCGCGAACUUUAUUUUACACCAGCCUUCGGCCAGGGGUUUGUAAUAGGGCUUCUGACUGUGACUAUGGCUGGGCAUUUUACCCAAGCGCAAAAAACGCGAGGCCUUCGACCGCGCACUUUAUAAUAUACUACUAUAUCAUAAAAAAGUUUCCAUUAAAUUAAAAGCGAAACAUAACAUCGUAUGUGCUAUCUUCUGAUCAGUUUGAAGGCGGUACCAAGUUAGUGCUGUGUUAAUUAAAGCCGUAUCUGAAAGAAGUGUCUGAAAAUCCAGUUAAAAUCUUUAUGAUUUAAACGGCUUGAAUCGAAUCGAAAUCGAACGGUCGAAUUGAGAAACCUCCUCCUUUUUUGAAGUCGGUUAAAAAUGUAUGACAUCCCGAUAUACGUUAGGCUACGAACUUUUCAAACGUCCCUAGUAUAUAAUGUUAGGAGCAAACAGGAAAGGCGCCAUAAUUGGAUCUCGCUCCAUCCUAAAAUUUACCUCGGUCCGGCGCUGUGUAUAUCUACCUGUUAUGCUAAUAAUACCUAAGUUGUUAUGAAUAUAUUUGUUGCGUACUUACUUAUAAAAUAUUUUAAUAGUUUUAACUAUUACACACUUCAUUACGAGUACUGGUAACUUCGUCUACUUUGCAGUAGGUAACACACUCAGAGAUAAUUAAUAUAAAAAAUAUUUAACAAGUAUGUACAUAAGAACAAUAUUAUAUUAUUAAUAUAUACUUAAAUAUUGAUAACAAAAUAAGUUAUUGAUUUCCCAAAAUCCUUAUGGUCAUAUUUAUAAAUUUGGAUUAAGAUUUAUGUCUUAAUUUUUUCCAAAGUAAAGUGGACCUAAUUACAAAUAAAAGUUCACAUUACACUAAACGCUUAAAAGUAAGAACGCUUACUGCAGUAAAACUGUACACAAGAAAAGCUGAAUUCGCAAACCAUGAUGCAUUGAUUAUUAUAAUUAUUAGUAAGUAAUCUUAAUUAGAUUUUUUAGUAAAAAAAAGUAACAUCAGAAAUACUUUGGUAAUUUACUGUCGUAAUUGCGGCUGCGUGUAAAAUUAUUAAUUAUAUAAAAAUCUUUUUUUUAUUUCAAUUUAUACAUACAUACUGUUUCUUCUAAAAUUCGUAAGUUACCAGUAAUCGCUUCACCUUAACUCUAAACUCUUACAUCUAAGCGCUGUUGCCUGUUAUUAUUGUAAAUUUUAUUUUAUAAGUAUUGUUAUCGUUAUUUAUUGUGAAUACGUCACUUCAUUAUUAGAAUUAACUAUUGUAUUGUGAGAUUCAAUAAACAUAUUAUACUAAACAAACUAA